CUUGACUGUAAUUUCUAACCUCAAGCUUUUAUCAGCUGUGCGGAAUACAUUCAAGGAGGAGGGCGGGUAAUAUUCCCAGCACUUUCGACUUUAGGUUGUUUCCUAUCGGGCCCAAUAUUUCUGAUCGUACGUGUACAUUCUUAAUAAGUAAACGGCGGUUUGUGUGAAUUUAUUCGACGCGAUAGUGAACCUCAAAGCGUUAAAUAGACUUUCUGCUACGAAAAAGCGGGAGUUUUGCGUUCUGUAGCUUUAGCGCCGAAUAGCUUGCCGGGGUAACCGACGUUAAGAUAAAAAUAUCUUGUUACUGUUUACUAUCAAGUCAGCAAUCCAAAUUUCAUAUGAUCCGAAAAGCUUUAUAUUGAUUAUAGACGCGAAUGAUACAUCGUUGCAAGGUUUGCAGUAGCAUUGUCGCGAAUUUCAUCCGGUGUGUGUGGAAAACAAACUGAACUGCCGGCUUGUUGAUGUUAACUGUUACUUUGUUGAGGGGGCGAACCAGUCUCGGCUGCUCUCCCUUUGUUUGGGCUCAGGACUCGGUUGGAAUCCACUGGAGUUCCGUUUAAAACAUCUGAUUCGACCACUAACGCAAUUUUAGGAUGGCUCCACAAAAGCACAGCUCUGGUGGAAAUGGUUUUUAUGCCAGCAACACGGGUAAAGCUGCUAAUGGAGGAGCACACAUAUCAUCCGGUGUUGUGAUGACUACAGUCAAGCGACCCAAGAUGGAGCAGAUCCAAGCCGACCACGAACUCUUUCUACAGGCUUUCGAGAAACCAACUCAAAUAUACAGAUUUCUCCGGACAAGAAAUCUUAUAGCCCCAAUCUUCUUGCACCGAACACUUACAUAUAUGUCACACAGAAACUCAAGAGCAAACAUAAAAAGAAAAUAUUUCAACCUGAAUGAUAUGCUGUUUAAAGUGGAGAAAUUAAGAGUGGAUCAGGAAUUCCAGAACAUGGCUUCAAAUCUGCAGCUGACUUUCACUGGAUUCUUCCAUAAAACUGAGAAGCCAUUGCAAAACUCUGAAAAUGAAGAAAACUCUGUGUCUGUGGAAGUGCUGCUUGUCAAGGUCUGCCAUAAGAAGAGAAAGGAUGUGAGUUGUCCAGUAAAGCAAGUGCCUACAGGUAAAAAGCAGGUGCAUCUUAACCCAGACAACAGUCAAACGAAGUUGGGAACUUUGCCCACACUGGUGGUACCCAGCCAUGAGUUUGAACCCAGCAACAGCCACAUGGUGAAGUCCUACUCGCUUCUGUUCAGAGUGUCUCAUCCAGGAGGGAGAGACAUCAGCGGUGUGACCAGCAGAGAUACCAAUGUUAUUGAAGAGCUGUCUAACAGAAAGAGGAGAUACUUGUCUCAUCAGGAUGAUGCAGAAACUACAUUUGUGGCCCAGAUGACGGUUUUUGAUAAAAAUAGACGACUUCAGCUUUUGGAUGGCGAGUAUGAAGUUUCCAUGCAGGAGAUGGAGGAGAGUCCAGUAGGCAAGAAGAGGGCAACAUGGGAAACCAUAUUAGAUGUGAAGAGGCUGCCACCCUUUGAGACCUUUUCUCAGGGACCGACACUGCAAUUCACUUUGCGAUGGACCAAUGGCAUUGCUGACACAGCACCAGUGGCCAAACCAUUGGCUACACGCAAUUCUGAAUCCAGUGCGUUGGACAACAGCAAACAAAACAACAUAAAGCCUCUACAGGCAGUAGUUAAUGAUCCAGUUGGCAAUGAUCUACCAGUACGAAGAGAACUGACUCAUGUUGAACCUCGUCAGAAACUAAGAGUUUAUUAUCAGUUUCUGUACAACAACAACACACGGCAGCAGACGGAGGCCAGAGAUGACCUCCACUGUCCCUGGUGCACUUUGAACUGCCGCAAGCUCUACAGCCUCCUCAAGCACCUGAAGCUCUCACACAACCGCUUUAUCUUUAACUACGUGCCUCACACUAAAGGAGCCAGGAUAGAUGUGUCGAUUAAUGAAUGCUAUGACGGUUCUUACGUGGGCAACCCUCAGGAUAUUCACUGCCAGCCUGGCUUUGCAUUUAGCCGUAACGGACCAGUGAAGAGGACUCCAGUGACACACUUCCUUGUCUGCAGACCGAAGCGUUCAAAGCCCAGCCUCUCGGAGUUCCUGGAGUCUGAAGAUGGAGAACAGGAGCAGCAGCGAACUUACAUCAGCGGCCACAACCGUCUGUACUUUCACAGCGAUAGCUGUGUGCCACUCAGACCACAGGAAAUGGAGGUGGACAGUGAGGACGAAAGGGACCCAGAGUGGCUCAGGGAAAAGACCGCUAUGCAAAUUGAGGAGUUCACGGAUGUCAACGAGGGCGAGAAAGAGGUGAUGAAAAUGUGGAACCUGCACGUAAUGAAACAUGGAUUCAUAGCUGACAACCAAAUGAAUCAGGCCUGCAUGUUGUUUGUGGAGCAGCACGGCGCUUUUAUUAUCAAGAAGAGUUUGUCCCGAAACAUUCUGCUCCAUCUAAUCAGCAUGCAUGACUUUGGCUUAGUCAAUACUGUCACCAUAGAUAAAGCCAUGACUUACCUCCGAGAUUUAAAACAGCAAAACGAUAUCCAAGAGCAAUCUCAAGACAAUGACACUAAUCGUCCUGCCAACGAUGCUGGUCCCGGUGGCGAUGGAGAUGUCAACGUAUCAAACCCAGUCAAGAAUGAAGAUCUAUGAAACCUACCAGUGAUUGAUUCAUUUCACAAUCUGCAUUGAAUUUGGUGUUGGUGGGCUUAACAUGGCCCCUGGAUGUGAGAGCCCACACAUUCUGCACAGGCACUGAGUUAAAGGUGAUGUAGAGUUAGUAAGGGGUUGUGUGGUUCAAUGGUGCCAUGAUUAUAAUCUACAGAUUGGGAUUUUUGGCCCGAACCAUCCGUUGUGAAAAGCAAUUUUUAUCUAGAUGUGAAUUACUUGAAGAUGUCAUAAGUCUUUGUGAUGGACUACAUUAGCGGGUAAUUUCAAAAAUCACAGUUUUUCCCCACACAACCCUGUAGCUCUAGCAAAUUUUUAGCACUUGUUUUAGGUGCCCGUUUUUAAAAAGAACUAUGAAAGAUUUUUUUAAUAUAUUUUGAAUAUCGAUGGGUUAAACGGCUCCUGCAAGCUUGCUUUUAUUGUACAUUUCUUUUUACAGGGGUUGGUGCGUUCAUUCUGAAAACUUGAACUUUUUAGUUUCGCCUGUGUAUAGAUUUUUUUUUGUGGGUAGUUUUUCCAACAUUUCUUUUUGACACUGUGGUUUGUGCCACCCCUAGAUAUCAUUUUCGUUUUAUUUUUUGCAAUUCAUCUGGACCAAAGUUUUAUUGGUCUGUUCUUGGUGACUAAAGUGAAAUGAUCCACAUUAACAUUGAAGCACACGUGAAGACUUCACACGACUCGGAUCGAGGAAUGACGUCAGGAUGGUCACUGCUGCGGGUUGAUAAGUUUGCCGAGCCUUAACAUUAACAGUUGUGCUGACCUUGCAACAGAAAUGCAUACAGGUACAGGGUACCAAAAAUGUUUGAAAUGUUUACACAUGCCUUACCCAUGAACACAUGGUUUCUUAAGCAGGGUUUGAAUCUUUGGUGCGAAUUUAUGCAUUUAUAGAUUGCUGUGCCUAAAGCACUGCUUUCAUUCACUGUUUGUAUCGUUUCAGUGACAAUGUACUGCACACAUCACUGUGUCCAGUCACAACAAAAUGCAUUAAGUUUAUCACCAUGCAUCUACUCUGCAUAGUCCUUACGCUUGCAUUUCCUUUGGAUCGGUUGGUCCCUGGUGCCCAUUCGUUUGAAUUUGCUUUCACAUGUUUUCGAGCGAAACCUGUUGUACUGUAUAUAAGUUUAGUAAAAUGACAUGGCUUUGCGGAAGGUUAUUAUAUUAAGAUUAUUUUAGACCAAAGUAAAAUGGCUACAAUUUUUCUCUAGUUUUCUUAAAGUUUGAACAUAAGAUAUGUAUGUCCUCAUAGUUGUUGUUAUUUUUGUCUUUGUGUAUGCAUCUGAUUUAAUAGAAGGGGGUGUUUUUAAUCAAUCUUUCCUGCUUUGCUGAAACUGCACUGGUUAAAAAAUGGGAAUCAUUUUUGAUAAAUGUUGGAAAUCAAUUACUAGAUGAAGGGGUUUACCUUACUGCAAUUACAUAGUGCUCCCAAUAUUUGCAUACAAAGACCAGCAUCAGUUACACAUGAUGUUGUUUCAUAUAAACCAAUGUCAAAAAAAGAAACUUAUAUCACCAAUAUGAUACAAACAUAAAACCAGCUUGUUCAGUCUGUGAAUUAUGCUGAUACAAGUGUUUGAGGUUGUUCUCUAUUUAAAAUAAAGACUUGUUUUUCCACAGUG
Molecule: messenger RNA, 4285 nt
Organism: Paramisgurnus dabryanus
Lineage: Eukaryota; Metazoa; Chordata; Actinopteri; Cypriniformes; Cobitidae
Gene: suz12a
Product: SUZ12 polycomb repressive complex 2 subunit a
Cellular component (GO): nucleus; RSC-type complex; ESC/E(Z) complex
Molecular function (GO): chromatin DNA binding
Source: RefSeq, a predicted model, not a curated record